CGCACUUGGAGCAGCCUGAAUUGUAAGGCAACAGAAUCUCAUAUAUGAGUUCAGAUUAGACGAGUAUCCACACCGAAUGAAUCACAUCUCCCUUUUCGACCUUUCGACAAGCUGGCAAUAUGAUGCAAAGGAUCCAUUCUCGCGGUAGCCACUGUUACCAGAGUAUUUCUACGGUUCAUCCAAUAAGCGUCUCCGCUUAACCCUCCAAGAGAUCGGGGUUAAGACGCAGUUAAAACCUGACAGAUGAUCCCUCGUGCAGACUAUUGACCUGCACUAGAGGGGUUUAGUCUCAACUCUUUUCUCCUCUUUUCAUUUUCUUCCUGCAGAAAAUAUACCCUUAGUGGCGCCCAUAGUAUCACUGACUCAAGUCAGUGAGAAGAAGUGAGAGAGAAAGAUUGGGGCCGUCGCCAACAUUAAUAAUCCCCAGCAUGACGACGGCCAGCAAUGCCAAGCCGCCGCCAACUGACCCUCAGUCUUCUUCCCCAUACCCACCAGAAGCGACCGCUUUCACCCGCAAUUUCGUCCCGUCAUUCUCCCGACAGAACCAGAACCCGUGGACUUCUCCCCAAUCGACUAUCCCCGGCCUAUCGAACGAUGACCCGCGCCUUGUUCUUGGGGUACCCGCACCCGUCAUGAACCAGCCGGAGUCCGACGAGUCCCCCUUGGCCUCUUCCGCAGGCCUGACUUUGGGCCACGAUGAUAGCGCCCUCCCCGACGAUAUCGAUACGCAGAGUCGGGCCAGCUCGCGCGACCCCGGUAGCGUCCAAACUGGGGGCGAUAUCGGACACCCUGUAGAAAGCGGGUAUGACCAUCAACCUGAGGAUGGUCGGGGCGACCCCGCACAGAAUGAGGAGCAAAGAGGCGAAAAACCGCCGUGGAGUGAUAUGAAGACGAAGGCAGGGAAGGAGCGCAAGCGCCUACCCUUGGCUUGCAUCGCGUGCAGGAGGAAGAAGAUUCGAUGUUCGGGUGAGAAGCCCGCGUGCAAACAUUGCUCUCGCUCUCGGAUUCCGUGCGUAUACAAAGUCACUACCAGGAAGGCUGCGCCUCGAACGGACUAUAUGGCGAUGUUAGAUAAACGGUUGAAGAGAAUGGAAGAUCGCGUAAUCAAGACUAUUCCGAAGGAUGAGGCGAGGGAUAUGGCAUCGAUCGGGCGGUCGGCAGUACGGCCUCCCCAGCCAGGGCAGACCGCGAGGAGCCAGAAGAAACGGUCGGCCGACGAAGCUUUUGCAAAUGAGAUGGGUGAGUGGACCCGCGGCGAUCGCAAAGCCUCGCAGGAUAUAUUCCCUAUGCGCCGUGAAAGUAAGCCCGGCGAUGGGACUGGCCUGAUGACCGAGGGUGCAGAAUUUCUACCCUCGUUAGAGAUUCAAGAGCAUUUAGCGGAAGUUUUCUUCGAUUGUGUAUAUGGGCAGUCGUACUUGUUGCUCCAUAAGCCCAGCUUUAUGCGCAGAUUGAAGGCUAGGACUGUUCCUCCAGUGCUGAUCCUGGCUGUUUGUGCGGUAUCGGCUCGAUUUUCAACUCAUCCGCAAAUUAACUCCGAACCACCUUUUCUGCGCGGAGAGAACUGGGCUAAUCCGGCUGCUGCAAUAGCUCUAAGUCGCCACGACGCACCCAAUAUUACUAUUCUGACUGUCUUUCUGCUCCUUGGGCUUCACGAAUUUGGAACUUGUCAUGGUGGUCGAAGUUGGUCUUUUGGUGGCGCUGCGCUGCGCAUGGCAUACGCUCUGCAAUUGCAUAAUGAGCUUGAUUACGAUCCUUGCUUAAGUCAGAACAAUGGUGGCAGCUCCCAGCUCAGUUUCACAGAUAGGGAGAUUAGAAGACGUACUAUGUGGGCCUGUUUCAUGAUGGAUCGCUAUAACUCGUCCGGAAGUCAGCGUCCUCCAAUUGGAAACGAAAAGUUCAUACAGAUACAGCUACCUAUGAAGGAAUCGAACUUUCAGAUGGAAAUACCCGGACCCACAGAGGAUUUGGAUGGGAAUAUACCCAAUCCAGUGCCAGACAACGUUGGGCAACUGUCCAACGCGAAGGACAAUAUGGGAGUUUCUGCAUAUAUUAUUCGCGCUAUAGUAUUAUGGGGACGUAUCGUGGAUUACCUGAACCUUGGGGGAAAGAAAAAAGAUAUACAUCCGCUUUGGUCACCCGAGUCAGGAUACUCUCGCCUCAAACGACAGAUCGAGGAAUUCUCGUCAUCUCUUCCAAGCCAUCUAUCAUUCACUUAUGAGAAUCUUCAGAUCCACGCAGCUGACAGGAUCGCCAAUCAGUUUCUGUUUCUGCAUAUAAUUAUUCAUCAGAAUAUGCUAUUCUUAAACCAGUUUGCUAUCCCUUUAUCGCCAGGUGGUCGACCACCACGAGAUAUGCCUAAAGCAUUUUUGAGCAAUGCUGGGCGGGCUGCCGUGGAGGCUGCUCACCAUAUUUCUGUGCUGAUCGACCGUGCUUCAGCAUACCCUCUCACUGUUCCCUUUGCGGGAUAUUGCGCGUACUCGGCCAGUACGGUUCACAUCUGGGGUAUCUUCUCCAAGAACUCCCAGCUCGAAGCUCGGUCAAAAGAGAACCUACGGCAUACUUAUAGGUAUCUGAACAAAAUGAAGAAAUAUUGGGGAAUGUUCCAUUACAUGGUUGAAAGCGCUAAGGACCGAUAUCGGCAGUUUGCAGAUGCAGCCAUCAAGGGGUCAGUUGUUACACAGAACGGCAGCCAGAUCGCCCCAAUGUUUCAGUAUGGUGAUUGGUUUGACAAAUACCCCCAUGGCGUGUCGAGGCUACAUUGGGAGGAUCCCGAUACCCAAAAGAAGAGUAAGACCGACGACGCUGUGAUGAGCCAGAAGCCCGACCACCAAAGCGUAGAGGACUUCUUUGCCAGUCUCUCCCCUACGCCGCAGCCCAGUGUACCUUGUAGGCAUUCCAGGAAGAGCAGUCGGGGUGAAGGCGUUCCCGAUAUGGGCCUGCCAACCUCUCAGCCGAUGAUUGACAUCAACAUGGAAAACACUCCAGGAAUGCUGGGUACAACUGAAGCUGGGUUUCCCCAACCCACAUUGUACAAUCAGGGCCGUGGGCAGGUUUAUGGCCAGUAUCCGCUCGAUUUCCCUAUUCCAGCCGACCAACUGCCCCAGCUAGACCGACAGUUCGUCUACGGCUCCUUUGACGGUCUCGAUCCCCCAUCCACAACCUUCAUGCCGCCAGACAAUCCGCCCAUGCCUACCAUGGACAGUGCAGGGCCCUCCCCUGCAACACAGGACAACCCCACGAUUUUCACAGGCCACCUAGACCCCAACGCUCCGUCUGGAGUGGGCGAGUUCUACCAGCCAAGCGCCUGGUUCCUUCCGUUCAACCUCGAUCCCGUCAGCGCAGGCGUCAAUCUAGACCCAAACCCCGCACAAGUACCCGGCAGCGGGACCCCAGGUAUGUCGACCUUCAAUGCGGGCAAUAUCCCCAUGGGUACGUACGAUUUGGGGAUGGGUAGGCGUUAAUUGAGCGCCUCAUAUGAAUGAAUAAUGGAGGCGCGACGCUUCAUGUCAGUUAACGACUCUGUUUUCUUGGAUUUGUUUUGGGAUCGAAUUGGUCUUUGGCGAGUUGUUAGGGGUGUACGGAAUGGUUUGGCGAAAAGGUGGCUGGAGUUAUUUACGAUCUCUCGAUAUCUAUACAGUGUAUCUUACGUGUAUAUCUUCU
Messenger RNA from Aspergillus alliaceus, 3660 nucleotides. Its product is annotated as putative C6 transcription factor. The transcript has a single exon. Gene Ontology annotation, cellular component: nucleus. Gene Ontology annotation, molecular function: DNA binding; DNA-binding transcription factor activity, RNA polymerase II-specific; zinc ion binding. Gene Ontology annotation, biological process: regulation of DNA-templated transcription; DNA-templated transcription. NCBI's taxonomy places the organism in Eukaryota, Fungi, Ascomycota, Eurotiomycetes, Eurotiales, Aspergillaceae. The record is from RefSeq and is a predicted model, not a curated record. The coding region runs from base 429 to 3461 and encodes 1010 amino acids.